CCCACCCUUGGGCCCUAUAAAGCCGCAGCAUCGAGAAUCCACAGUGCUCCCAGUUCGUAGAUACCCAUCGAGCUCGGUGAACGGAUUUCAUUUUGGCGUCGGGAUCUCGGGGGAAAGAAGUCGAGGUUUAACUUUGAGGGUUCUGACUUCUGAGACAGAAAACAUGGCUCAAGAGAAUCCAACUGAGAUGAAAGAGGAGGUGCCUGAGCUGGCACCCUUUGAUCCAACUAAGAAGAAGAAAAAGAAAAAGGUUGUAAUUCAAGAUCCUGCAGAGGAGGUAGAAAAACUAGCUGAGAAAACUGAAAGUUUAACAGUUGGUGAUAUAGGUGAACCUAGUUUUGUUGGCAUGAAGAAGAAGAAGAAGAAACCGGUGGAAACUAACUUUUUAAAUGACAACAAUGGAGAUUCUGGAGAAGAUCUCAAUGGUGACCAGAUUGGAGAGGAUGACGAAGGAGAGGGCAUUGUGUUAGGAGUUGUUCGAUACCCAUGGGCAGGAACAGAUCGUGAUUAUAAGUAUGAAGAGCUGCUGGGUAGGGUUUUCAAUAUAUUACGUGAGAAUAAUCCAGAUCUUGCUGGAGAUAGGCGCAGGCCUGUGAUGAGGACUCCGAAAGUUCUCAGAGAAGGAACUAAGAAGACUGUUUUUGUGAAUUUUAUGGAUCUCUGCAAAAUGAUGCAUAGGCAACCAGAGCAUGUGAUGAAUUUCUUGCUUGCUGAAAUGGGAACAAGUGGAUCCCUUGAUGGACAGCAGAGAUUGGUGGUUAAAGGAAGAUUUGCUCCAAAGAAUUUUGAGGGUAUCAUAAGAAGAUAUAGCAAUGAAUAUGUUAUAUGUAAUGGUUGCAAAAGUCCAGACACAAUCCUUUCCAAGGAAAAUCGGUUGUUCUUUCUUCGAUGUGAAAAGUGUGGUUCUUCACGUUCGGUCGCUCCUAUCAAAGCUGGUUUCGUCGCACGCGUUGGCCGCCGUAAAGCUGGCUCAUAAUCUGGAUAUUCUCCUCUUCGUAACUGCUACUCUUCAACCAUGUACAGGAAGAAUGUGUUUUGUUGUUCAUUAGCUUGCAGUUUUACCCGUCUCAUUUGUUUUCUGCACUUAAUUGGCUUCAAUGUUUUAUUUGCCUGUGCCGGCUAUAUUACUGAUGCUUAUGGUGGAAAGUAAAAUCAUGUUCAGGUCGUAGACAAUUCAUUAUCAUGAGAGUCUGUUGUUUAGGAAUGAUGUUUCCCCCAAAUAAUCAAAUAUAUGUUUGACC
Messenger RNA from Musa acuminata AAA Group (dessert banana), 1241 nucleotides. Its product is annotated as eukaryotic translation initiation factor 2 subunit beta. The record is from RefSeq and is a predicted model, not a curated record. Lineage: Eukaryota; Viridiplantae; Streptophyta; Magnoliopsida; Zingiberales; Musaceae. Gene Ontology annotation, cellular component: eukaryotic translation initiation factor 2 complex. The coding region runs from base 164 to 976 and encodes 270 amino acids. Gene Ontology annotation, biological process: formation of cytoplasmic translation initiation complex; translational initiation; formation of translation preinitiation complex. Gene Ontology annotation, molecular function: translation initiation factor binding; translation initiation factor activity; mRNA binding. The transcript is spliced from 10 exons.